Molecule: messenger RNA, 1653 nt
Organism: Hypoxylon trugodes
Lineage: Eukaryota; Fungi; Ascomycota; Sordariomycetes; Xylariales; Hypoxylaceae
Product: glycosyltransferase family 1 protein
Exons: 3
Coding region: 312-1547 (411 amino acids)
Biological process (GO): dolichol-linked oligosaccharide biosynthetic process
Cellular component (GO): UDP-N-acetylglucosamine transferase complex
Source: RefSeq, a predicted model, not a curated record
UGCUGAAUUGGUAUCUAUGAAUGAAUUUGGCUAGGGUCGUUGGGAGCGUUGCUGAACCCCUCAAGACUAAGGGGCACCUCUCUUCCCUUCACUGGUUUGAUAUUGGUGUGAAUCAUACGUUUACUGUGUUGUCGCCGAGUACCCAAGAGCGUUUCCUUGGACACAGCUGGGAUUCUUGUAUCAAACGGAUUGAAACCAGAGCCACGAGCACUGGGGCUUGUUAAGGGUACUUAUCAAAGCUACCGCUGAAUAUAUCACCAACAACUCAUCGCCGGCUACCUCAUACCAGCCGCAGACAUACCAGCCGCAACAUGGCCGCGCAGCCGCAACUUAACUCUACGGGGCAAAAACCCAACCACACACAGGAUAGCCACAAUGUUGAUUUAAUAAAUUCUUCUCCUCUUGAUAAAAAAAUUCAUCCCCCAGCUGGCACUGGUAACCCACCUCAUCCAGGAUCCCACCAACAUACGUCAACAGUAGAAGAACCACCUUCUCCCACAGUUGAUGCGAAGGAUCUUGACUCGCCUUCACCCAUAAUCAAUUCCACUAAAGAUACCAAUAACAUCACCACCUACUCAAUUAAAGCAGCUCUUCGAAAACAUCAGAAGUGUAUCGACGAAAUGGACACUUCACGCGAUCGCAUGAUGGGCCAGCAGAUCGGCGACCCCUUCGCUGAUCUCUGUUCCGUCAUCCAACAAUUCUUCGUGCUCGCUUACUAUGGUAUGGGUCAACUUCUCCUCGGCAUCGGCAUCGCCUUAUGGGCGGUCCUCUCCUGGGCCCUCCCCGUUAUCGGUGCUCUCUUCUGGUUCAUCUCCACUUUCCUCUUCGUUAUCAUCAUCGUUGUCUGGUUCAAUCACAAGCGCAUCAUUUCCAAACGUCAAGCCCGUGAGCCUCGCCCUGAGGACCCCAAUUCGGCAAAAUAUGCCCUUCUUGUCUGCGGAUCUGGUGGUCACACUGGUGAGCUGAUCCGAAUGAUCAAGCGAAGCAUUUCUCCUGGAAGUUCGAAAGAUCAUCGCCGAUGGGCUAUUGCAACAGACGAUGCGAUGAGCUUCGACAAGGUUAUAGGCUUUGAGCGCGCGUUGCACAAUUAUUGCGAGGCUCGUGGAAUUGACCCUGGUACUUUCGACGUCCAGUUGUUCCGCCGAGCUCGCAGCGUCCAUCAGAGCUGGCUCACGACUCCCUUCACCUGUCUCCUUUGCAUUUUUGACGUUUUGAAGAUGCUGAUUAAAGGACCCGAGCAACGACCGACUGCAGCAUUCAAAUUCCCCGGUGUAGUCGUUACUGAUGGCCCUGGCUCUGGUGUAAUGUUUCUUCUGGCCGUUCACGUCUUGAAAGCGUUCGGGCGUAUUCCUCUUGAUCAUAUGCGAACGAUUUACGUUGAGACUUGGGCUCGAAUUAGAAACUUGAGCUACAGCGGUAUGAUUAUUCAACGCUUCAGCCUAGCCGACGUAUUUAUCGUUCAGCAUCCUAGCAUCGAUCGUACCUUCGGAAGUGACUACACCGGCAAUAUGGUUGCCAUGCCUACUCAGCCGAGAGUCCCUUUGUAGCGGACCGAGGUCAAGUUGAGGUUUAUGAAGGUGUACGAAACGGCCCGCAGUCAAGGAAUCGCCCAUACUUUUCUAUUCCGUCGCCAAAAUCAGACUUCGACAUCGG